UACAAACAUCGGAGAAAGGCAAUCACUAAACAUGGAUCAGAAAGUACGGAGGGAACUGUGUGUCUCGUGCAUGAAAACUCGUCUGCAGGCAAAGCAGGCAAUGUGGUUAAUGGUGCAACAGGAUGAACCAGAGGAUUUUAUCAUAGCUACAGGAGAGGUGCACAGUGUUCGAGAAUUUGUUGAAAAAGCCUUCAAAUACAUUGAGAAAACCAUUGUAUGGGAAGCUGAGGGUGAAAACGAAGUGGGAAGGUGCAAGGAAACAGGCCAAAUCCACGUGAGGGUGGAUCCCAAGUACUACAGGCCGACUGAAGUGGAUUUUCUGCAAGGAGACAGCAGCAAAGCGCUGCAGAAAUUGGGAUGGAAGCCAAAAGUUGCAUUUGACGAACUGGUCAGGGAGAUGGUAGCGGCUGAUAUUGAGCUGAUGAAGACUAAUCCAAACGCCUGAGGCCGGAUACCAUUCCACACACACGCCAGAGCCGCAAGAUUUCUUCAUGAAACACUGGGUGCAAUGCAAUAAUGAAAAAGGAACAAUCCACAAAGGACCAAGGGAAUAUGAUUCACAUAAAAAACGAUGUUUUAAAAACAAAAGGUGUUAAGUGAUGUGAUCUUACAACACAACUCAAACGACAUAAAUGAUUGGUGAUAUGGGACUAGCUGAUGGGAAUAAUGUUAAAUGAUGGAAGUGAUUUUUUUUAACCCGCCUUUAAUAUUGUAGACGGGAGAGGGGCAACGGUUUUGUACUUUUCUGUCUUGAAUAAGGUUCUGUCUUAAACCUGACGUGUUACUGAAAGUAAUUCUGCCUAUUAAAACACGUAGGUGCGGGGUUUUAACAGUU
Messenger RNA from Rhincodon typus (whale shark), 835 nucleotides. RefSeq names its product GDP-mannose 4,6 dehydratase-like. The coding region runs from base 32 to 445 and encodes 137 amino acids. Gene Ontology annotation, biological process: GDP-mannose metabolic process. The transcript has 5 exons. NCBI's taxonomy places the organism in Eukaryota, Metazoa, Chordata, Chondrichthyes, Orectolobiformes, Rhincodontidae. Gene Ontology annotation, molecular function: GDP-mannose 4,6-dehydratase activity. The record is from RefSeq and is a predicted model, not a curated record.